Messenger RNA from Manis pentadactyla (Chinese pangolin), 1257 nucleotides. It is a transcript of the gene PMF1, whose product is annotated as polyamine modulated factor 1. Gene Ontology annotation, cellular component: MIS12/MIND type complex. Gene Ontology annotation, biological process: chromosome segregation. The transcript has 5 exons. The record is from RefSeq and is a predicted model, not a curated record. The coding region runs from base 36 to 686 and encodes 216 amino acids. Lineage: Eukaryota; Metazoa; Chordata; Mammalia; Pholidota; Manidae.
GCCGGGUCAGUCAGACUUGGCGGUUCAACUUCAACAUGGCCGAAGGGAGUAGGAUCGGUGUUGGCAGCGGCUGUGAGGAAAAGGGGCCUGAGGGGUCGUCCGCGGAUUCUGUGCUCUCCAGCACUACCAUUUCGAGGGUGAAGCUCCUCGACACCAUGGUGGACACUUUUCUCCAGAAGCUGGUCGCCGCCGGCAGCUACCAGAGAUUCACUGACUGUUACAAGCGCUUCUACCAUUUGCAGCCCGAGAUGACACAGCGAAUCUAUGACAAGUUUAUAACUCAGUUGCAGACAUCUAUCCGGGAGGAAAUCUGUGAAAUCAAGGCAGAGGGGAACCUGGAAGCUGUCUUGAAUGCCUUGGAUGCUAUUGUGGAAGAAGGCAAUGACCACAAGGAGCCAGCCUGGCGCCCGAGCGGGAUCCCAGAGAAAGAUCUGUGCAGCGCGAUGGCGCCCUACUUCCUGCAGCAGCGGGAUGCCUUGCGGCGCUGCGUGCAGAAACAGGAGGCCGAGAACAGGCAGCUGGCAGACGCCGUCCUGGCUGGGCGCAGGCAGGUAGAGGAGGUGCAACUGCAGGUCCAGGCCCGGCAGCAGGCCUGGCAGGUCUCUAAGUUCAUGGCUUCCAUGUUCCCCUGGUCUUCUCUUUCUGAGACCAGUCAGCUGCAGCCUGAAGGCCUUGCCCUGGCCUGAGCAGGGCCCCAGCCUUGGAGAGCCAGCAUCAGGAGAAAGGCUGGGGCUUCUCUGCUUCCUCUUGUCCUCACACCUCCAGCCUCUGCACGUAACAGACUCAUCCUAGCGCACAGAGAGCCGGGACCAAGGUGGUGGUGACCAAGGCCCCUAGCCUAUGCUGUCUUGUGAGGCAGAUUCCACAGCUCAAAGUUGUGUCCCAGGCAUUCUUGGGACCAUCCUGCUGAGCCCUCAGGCAAGACCAUUACCACUCCAUCACCAUGAGGCCAUGGGUCACUCUCCUGUCUGGGCCAUGGCUUCCAAAUUGGCCAAAUAAUGAUUCUCGGGCCCUGCCAGCUCUAACAUUCAAUGCAUCUAUCUUAAAAGGGGGAACAAAGCCCCUGCUCUUAGAGCCACACCUCACCCAUUGUAGCUACCAAUCCUAACCACUGUUAGAAGUGGGUCACUGGAUUGAGUUUUCAGUACUGAGCCCUGUGUGGGAGCUUCAAAGGGCUCUUUUCCACCACAGAUGCCAUGUCUGUAGCCCAACUGAAAAUCCACUUAAUUCAAUAAACUUUACUCUGCUAGAAAUCUU